AUGGAUUCAAAGACAAUAGAUCAACCACAAGUUAAAUCUGAUGACACUUCUAAAGUACACAAAUCAAAGACGGAAAGUAAUGUAACUAAUGCCACAACUAUUAUUAAUGACACUCUUAUUGACCAAAUUACAACAAAUGACAAUAUUUUGAAAGCAAUUAUUAGAGCAUUGGUGGCCAUGGGUAACUCAGGCCGUAAACUGACUACAUCAUGUAUAAAAGAAAUGCCUAUUACUGAUCUUAAAAACAAUAAAAUAAACAAUUUAUUCGAAUUUCACAAUCGAAUAUCCCGUAAACCACAGCGAGGGCCCUUGGACGGAAGAUGUGGCGAGUCAGAGUGCGAGUAUUACGCCCAUGGACCCCGUCACCAUAACGCCGGAGGACGUAGUUGA
This is a messenger RNA of Parnassius apollo (apollo), 390 nucleotides long. Lineage: Eukaryota; Metazoa; Arthropoda; Insecta; Lepidoptera; Papilionidae. The record is from the annotation of a GenBank genome assembly.